Colletotrichum orchidophilum is the source of this 1887-nucleotide messenger RNA. RefSeq lists its product as uncharacterized. The coding region runs from base 1 to 1887 and encodes 628 amino acids. Gene Ontology annotation, biological process: polysaccharide biosynthetic process. Gene Ontology annotation, cellular component: membrane. NCBI's taxonomy places the organism in Eukaryota, Fungi, Ascomycota, Sordariomycetes, Glomerellales, Glomerellaceae. The transcript has a single exon. The record is from RefSeq and is a predicted model, not a curated record. Gene Ontology annotation, molecular function: acyltransferase activity, transferring groups other than amino-acyl groups.
AUGUUUGUUCGCAACACCCAAGCGAGACAAAAAGGCGCCAUGUGGGAAGAAUCCAUGCGGGGGCGGGAGGGGCAGCAGGGCGUGCUGUCCCCUCGGUUCAAGGAGCAGAACCCAUACGGCGACCACGACGCCGUAGGUGAGAAGGCAUCGGCCGUCGCCGCGACGAGAAACAGCGCGGACAAGAUCAGAUGCCUCGACGGGCUCCGUGGAAUCGCCUGCCUGCUCGUCUUCAACUACCACUUCCUAUGGCCCUGGACGCCGGCCAUCAUGCUUGGCUUUGGAGCCAUGCCCCCCGGAUCGCCCGCGCCGUACUUUGAACUGUCAUCCCUGCCAAUUUUGUGCCUCUUGCAACGCGGACGACCCAUGGUGGCCAUCUUCUUUGCCAUCUCGGGAUAUGUCCUGUGCCGCCAUAUCUUAAGGGCGAUCCACGAGCGACGCUUCGAGGCCGCUUACCAGAGCCUGGCGUCGUCUGUGUUUAGGCGCGUCUUCCGCCUCUACAUCCCUCCCACCAUCAGCAUGUUCCUCGUUGCCCUGCUUGCUCAGAUGGGCGCCUUCAAGUCCGAGUUUGAUAUUUAUAAAGGGCCCGACUCGAGGUACAUCAACGGUACUGUGACUGUUGCUACAUUGAACAACACCUGCGUGAACGGCACAUAUGCCGUCGAAGGAGCUGUUGGAGUUGCAAAGUUUCUCGGCCUGCAAACCCCAGCCUUUUUGGGCAACGUCACGACCAACGACACAAACACUCUCUGUCUCAAUGCCACGUCCCAAUUCUUCAUGUCCCCAAUGCUCUACAAGCUGGCAGAUGACAUUGAGGCCGCUUCCAAGGUGGUGAACGAGACAAGCAGCCUGAACGGCACUGCAAUUAACAUUACAACGCAUGACCUUGGGGACAAGGAGACGCCAGAGAAACAUAGAUCCUACCACGACCUCCUUCACCUGCACUUGGCACCAGCAAUUCCCGAUGACGAGAAAGACUCGGCGAAUGUCACCGACCCUGUCACCUUCACUUGGUUCCAGCUAGGCGGCGCCUGGGAAGAGCACCCUUUCAUCCACGACAACAUGACCUACGCUCUUCAAAACUUCACGAGAGCUUACAUCGAGUGGGCCAACCCUUUCAACUUUGGCCACUACCACACGCGCUACGACCCGCACACCUUUACCAUCCCCAUGGAGCUACGCGGCUCCAUGUUCCUCUACCUCUUCCUGCUUGGCACGGCAGCUAUCCAGGCAAAGUGGCGCCUUCGAAUCGGCGGCUUCCUCUCCGUCUACAGCUUAAUCUUGGGACGAUGGGACAUGGCCACGUUCAUGGGCGGCGUCCUGCUUUCAGAAGCGGACAUCAGACGGGCUGAUCGCGGGUUACUCCCCCCCGCCACGAAUGGCAAGGGAGGCCGACAAGCAACCCUCGGACAAUCGGUCCUCGGAUCAAGGACAGCUCGAUGGGCGGCGCUCUUCGUGGCACUCUACCUGCUCUCGUACCCCGACACUGGAGCCGAAUGGACGCCCGGCUUCACCUUCCUCUCCUCGCUCGUGCCGCGAUACUACAUCCCCUUAUCGGGCUGGAUGUUCUAUCAGGCAAUGGGCGCCAUGCUCCUGCUCCCCUGCGUUCUGCACAGCCCAUUCCUACGCGGCGUGCUCGAGGGGCCGGUGGCGCAGUAUCUGGGAAAAAUUAGCUUCUCGUUCUAUCUCGUUCACGGCCCGGUGCUGCAUAGUCUGGGUUUUUGGAUCAUGCCGAGGCUUUUUGAGCGCUUCGGUCGGAUCCUGGGGUUCAUUGUCGGCUGGAUUAUGUUGCUGAGCGUGUCACUGUAUUUGUCGGACUGGUGGUGUAAAAAGAUUGACGCUUGGAGUGCGACUGUCGGACGGCGCGUGGAGAAGAUGUUGAAAGACUGA